AGAAUGCCAAGUAAUUAAUACAGUCUAAAAAUGAAGUGUGGCACAACCCCCUUUUUUCCCUUUGUGUAGUUUUCAAACAAAGAGGCUGUCAUGAACCUACGUGCGUCCAAUUCCAAAACCAGUUUGUUAAAACAAAAUGACUUAGAGAUACUGGGUUGGCCAAUUUUUUAUAGGGUUGGAUCUAAAAUAAUUGGCACACUUGCUGUGUGCUGCUGUGCAUUUCAUGUUGUUGACCUUGUCUCCCUGAAGUCUGAAUAGCCAUCAUGUCAGUGACAAUGAUGUGUCUGAGGGAGUCCUGCAAUUAUUUUAAUAUUUUGCAUAAUACCAGUGGAAUUCAAUAAUUAGUUGUGAAGGUUCCGAUCCAAUUACUUCCUUCCCUAAACCAGGAAAAAUGGUGGAAGUUGGUGAUAAAUGUUGGUAGAUAGAAAAGAAAGUGUAACAUAAUUUGUGGUGUUCCAGUCACUUAUUAUUUUUUUCCCUUUCUCUCUUAUUUUACAGGGCAUGUUAUUGAGCCAUUCGUGAGGAAAUGUGGUGAAUGUAAACUUGCUCUGUUGGGGGGGAAAUUGUGCUGAGGCUCCCAUUAGCCCUUUUGGCCACAGCCUUGCGUGGGGAAUUCAUGUCGAGCUGAUUGCUUCCCAGGACCCCGGGUCUCAUAUUCAGUCUCUGCUUCGGAGGAUAGAGUCCUCUCUCUCCCUCUCAUCCUGAUUUUAGAUAAUGGGCUGUGUGCAAUGUAAGGAUAAAGAAGCAACAAAACUGACUGACGAGAGGGAUGGCAGUUUAACUCAAAGCUCAGGCUACCGCUAUGGGACAGAUCCUACUCCACAGCACUAUCCUAGCUUUGGUGUGACCUCAAUCCCAAACUACAACAACUUCCAUGCCACAGGAGGCCAAGGACUGACCGUGUUUGGUGGAGUCAACUCCUCCUCUCAUACAGGGACGCUGCGUACAAGAGGAGGAACAGGUGUAACUCUUUUUGUGGCGCUUUAUGACUAUGAAGCAAGAACAGAAGAUGACUUGAGUUUUCACAAAGGAGAAAAAUUCCAGAUACUUAACAGCUCGGAAGGAGACUGGUGGGAGGCCCGUUCCUUGACAACAGGCGAAACUGGUUACAUUCCCAGUAAUUAUGUGGCUCCAGUCGAUUCCAUCCAAGCAGAGGAGUGGUACUUUGGCAAGCUUGGCCGAAAAGAUGCCGAGAGGCAGCUGCUGUCGUUUGGAAACCCCAGAGGUACCUUCUUGAUCCGGGAAAGUGAAACUACCAAAGGUGCCUAUUCCCUGUCUAUCCGAGACUGGGAUGAUAUGAAAGGAGAUCAUGUCAAACAUUAUAAGAUUCGUAAACUUGACAAUGGUGGAUAUUAUAUCACAACUCGGGCACAAUUUGAAACUCUUCAGCAGCUGGUUCAGCAUUACUCAGAGAGAGCUGCAGGUCUUUGCUGCCGCUUAGUAGUCCCCUGUCAUAAAGGAAUGCCAAGGCUUACUGAUCUGUCUGUCAAAACCAAAGAUGUCUGGGAAAUUCCACGAGAAUCCCUACAGUUGAUCAAGAGACUGGGAAAUGGGCAGUUUGGGGAAGUAUGGAUGGGUACGUGGAAUGGAAAUACUAAAGUGGCUAUCAAGACCCUGAAGCCUGGCACCAUGUCUCCAGAAUCCUUCUUAGAGGAAGCCCAAAUCAUGAAGAAGCUAAAACAUGACAAAUUGGUCCAACUUUAUGCUGUGGUAUCUGAAGAGCCUAUCUAUAUUGUCACAGAGUACAUGAGUAAAGGGAGUUUGCUAGAUUUCCUAAAGGAUGGAGAAGGAAGAGCUUUGAAGUUACCGAAUUUGGUGGACAUGGCAGCCCAGGUGGCCGCGGGAAUGGCGUACAUUGAGCGGAUGAAUUACAUACACAGAGAUCUGCGGUCUGCAAACAUCUUGGUGGGCAACGGCCUAAUAUGCAAGAUUGCUGACUUUGGAUUGGCAAGACUGAUUGAAGACAAUGAAUAUACAGCCAGACAAGGUGCAAAAUUUCCCAUUAAAUGGACUGCACCAGAAGCGGCACUGUAUGGAAGGUUCACAAUAAAGUCAGAUGUGUGGUCUUUUGGGAUCCUACUGACAGAGCUGGUAACAAAAGGGAGAGUGCCAUACCCAGGCAUGAAUAACCGUGAAGUCUUGGAGCAAGUAGAACGAGGUUAUCGGAUGCCGUGUCCUCAGGACUGCCCCAUCUCCUUGCAUGAGCUUAUGAUUCACUGCUGGAAAAAAGACCCAGAGGAGCGUCCAACUUUUGAAUAUUUACAGGGUUUUCUUGAAGACUACUUCACUGCAACAGAACCCCAGUACCAGCCCGGUGACAACCUGUAAAUCCCUUGUUUCCAGACACUCAUGAAUUACCAGGUGUUUCUCAGCCCCGUCCCACCUGCUCUCCACCUUCCAGCUCUGUGACAGCUUCUCCAGAGUGCAACAUCUUCCAGCACUGCAGUGCACAGCAGGGGCUGAAGCUGGGAACUUCCACAGCCCUUGCCUAUGACCACUUGUCCUAAUAAUCUGAAUGUCCUGGAUGAAAAGGAGAAAAACACUUGUUUUUUCUUAAUCAGAGACUCCAAAACUGCAUUGUAUUGAUGUUAUGUAAACUGCAAAACCUCUGAUCAUUGUAAAUAGUAACUCAGUGCCAAUAACUGAUCCUAGUGCUUUCCUUUUUUUAAAAUGCAAAACUUAUGUGAUUUUAACUAGUCUUCUCCUGAUUCAACUAAAAGUAUUAUUUUCCAGAAGUGGCCUCUUUGUCUAAAACAUUUUUUUUUCAUGUUUUAACAAAUAAAAAAUCAGGACAGGUGUUUGGGUUUUUGCUUUUUUAUAUAUAAAAUAUAUAUAAUAUAUAUACAUACCUGUACAUACAGUAUAUGGGUGCUAUUGCAGAGGAGGCUCAUUUGGAAUUGAAUGAAUCCUGCUGCAGCUGUACCCAGAAAGCGAUAAUUUUACUGCAGACAUGAAAACACUGGUGGGAUUCUGAAAGCCAGUGAUCUAAUUUUUGGCUUUUGCCAAGCAUGAUUUUUUUAAAUUGGAUUGCACUUUUUGUUUAUGAUUAUGUACCUGUAGAUGGUUGUAACUUUGCUCUUUCAGGAAUCACGUGCUGUAUUUACAGUAAUGUUUCCAAUGUUUGAGAAGUGUGUGAUGAUUUGUUCUUGAAAUUUAAACCAACAUAUUUAAAGCAAGAAAACUACACCAUCACCGUUUGAACUGGAAAAUUGAAACUGCAAGGACUUCUUGUAUCAAAACACGUAUACUGAAAUGUUUCAAAAAGAUUUAUUAAGCAGUGUAACCACAUUCAGAUGGUCUUAAAAUAAUAGCAUUUUAGCCAUGUCCCCCUGCUAAACUGUUGGUCAUGCAACUAGGAUUUUUCUGUUUUAUGUGUAACAUUUUUCCAUUGUAAAAUAAGUGUGUUAAGUGUCAUGUACUGCUAAUGAAAUUACUUUCUCUGUGUCUGCAAGUUCUCCAGUGGAAUUACUAUGCACUUCUUUACAUUUCAUGGGGGAUGCACAGAACAAAGUAUUACCUUUUCAGUUGUCUGUACCAGCCUUGAAUUACUUACGUUUAACCAAAAAACACAAAAAAAUUCCUUUCUAUUUCUAUUGAGUUUUUAAUACUGAGUUGCAAAUUUUAAAGUCUUAAUUACAUUUUGUUAUGGUUUAUUCGCAAGUUUACAUUUUAAAACUGUUUAACUUUCUUAAUUUAGUAAUUAAAAAAAAAGAGCAUUUUACAUUUGGAUAGUUGUUUUUUUGUUUAAACUGUGGAGCUAAUGGUGGACAUGAGAUUAAAAACUUUUCAAGAAGGGGUGUCAUGCCAUUUGGAGCAUCAUAUUUCAUAGGAGUAUGCAGACCAGUUACCUAUGGGACAUCAUUUUCCAAAUUAUGAAGUCAAUAUGUUUUUAAGUAGCUGGAGUUCAACUGUAAGGAAGAUGGCUGAAUGCAUAGCUAGUGUCUCAUUUCUCUCUUCUACAGCAGUUUGUUCUUUAUUAGUUCUGUUGCAUUUAACAUGCAUACUUUUACAUUUACAAGUGUUGCAGGAAAAGCUUUUCUAUGUCUUGUAUUGCUGUUACUGCUUUAAAAGAUUGCGGCCAAGUAAGACUUCCUGACAGUUGAGACUUUUUUUUUAUUUAAUUAUUUAGUACUUAGAUAGUGAAUUCAUAUUCUGAAGAUUCACACA
Molecule: messenger RNA, 4167 nt
Organism: Sturnus vulgaris (Common starling)
Lineage: Eukaryota; Metazoa; Chordata; Aves; Passeriformes; Sturnidae
Gene: FYN
Product: FYN proto-oncogene, Src family tyrosine kinase
Biological process (GO): protein phosphorylation
Molecular function (GO): protein tyrosine kinase activity; protein binding; ATP binding
Source: RefSeq, a predicted model, not a curated record